AUGCUUCAAAACCUCUUGCGCGACCUGAGCCUAUGGGCACCCCAGGCAGAACCUCUCAAGGUCGAAGCAGCAUCUUUUGUACCCCCUCAGUCACGCAUCGAAUCCCUGCCAACCGAGGUCAUCCUUAUCAUUUAUGCAAUGUUGCCCCAACCCAUUGACGCCGCCUGCCUUGCGCUGACCUGCAAGUGCCUCUACGCCAAGUCCGACUUCCGGCCGAAGUCACGUCGGGUCACCAUGAAGGACACGCCUGAAAUAUUGUACCGUAUGCUGAGCCAGGCUCUUGUCCGCUUCCAAGAAGUCCCGAACGAACCGCUCUACCAGACGGCCGUGCCUGAGAGCAUCCUGUUCGGCAGCAGCAGGCAUCAUUACAUCAUGGACUGGCGCGCCGCACGCCUCGUCACAAACUCAUACUUCCUCGGGCCACGGUACGGUCUACGCCCCUCGGUACUGGACGUGAAAGGCUGCUGGCAGAUCAGCCAUGGGAUCCACCUCGCAGAGCCAUGGCGAGGGAGAGUUCACAAGAGGCGCGGGGAGCUCCUGAUCUCGUGCACCAGAGUCUACAGUGGUGGCGAGUUUGCGAGCGACGAGAAAUUGCGGAGGUUCUUGGCUGCCUACAGGGUUGAGGUGUGCUGCCAUGUGGGCGGCUUCAUUGAGGCCGGCGACUUUGGACCACUCCAUCGUGAUGCAUUCGUACUGGACGGAACUCCCCCCGUCCAUGGAUCCUGUGUGAAGUGCCACACUGACUGGUCCAUCGAGUGUGAUCGGAGCCGCCCCGAGCAUGGGCAGUGCCACGAGGACAUGGAACUGGGACACAGAGUUGUGGUCAUCAGGACGUACCACAAUCUGGGUGAUUGCCGCUCCACGAUGAACGCGAAGUGGCACUCGAUGACUGACUGCCGGGUGCCAGGGACCAGGUUAAGCGCAGGAGCCGUCGAGAACCAGUGGCACGCAUCUCAUGUGCCAGGGGACAAGUUAGACGCAGCAGCCGUCGAGGCCUGCUGGGAGGCAGCUCGGCGAAGAGAAUGA
Messenger RNA from Microdochium trichocladiopsis, 1026 nucleotides. RefSeq lists its product as uncharacterized. The record is from RefSeq and is a predicted model, not a curated record. Lineage: Eukaryota; Fungi; Ascomycota; Sordariomycetes; Xylariales; Microdochiaceae. The transcript has a single exon. The coding region runs from base 1 to 1026 and encodes 341 amino acids.